This is a messenger RNA of Schistosoma haematobium, 2589 nucleotides long. RefSeq lists its product as uncharacterized. The coding region runs from base 598 to 897 and encodes 99 amino acids. Gene Ontology annotation, molecular function: enzyme regulator activity; calcium ion binding. The record is from RefSeq and is a predicted model, not a curated record. NCBI's taxonomy places the organism in Eukaryota, Metazoa, Platyhelminthes, Trematoda, Strigeidida, Schistosomatidae. The transcript is spliced from 7 exons.
AGAAAUGAUAUGCUUUAUAAAGGAAUUCACAGCAAUAAAGCCAGUUAUUAUCACAGUUUCAUAGAAACCGGAAAACAUGAAGUCGAAUGUGAACAUUUUUAGAUGAAGUAUUAUCAGUGACUCUCAAAAUGUUUUCUGGAAUUUCAUAAACUCAUCCUUACUCUUUAUUUCUAAUGCAGAACGUUUGAAGAUAGCUUGAAUACAAUAAAUUUUAUCGAAAUUCUACCUAUAUAUAUACAUAUACAUCAAACUUCAAUAAUAAAAAUCUGGCGCCGCUGAAUAAAAACAAGUUUAUACUUAUAGAAAGACAAAUGAACACAGUGCGAAAGCUAGGAAUUUAUGAAUUAAAGGCGAUUUGAUGUUGUAGUGUGUGCAUAAAUUUUUUACUUUUCUGGUAAACGAAUAUUUGAACUGUUCGUCCACCAAUAAGAUCAUCGACACAAGGUCACAUAAAACAUGCAACAGCGUGGUUGGAUAUAAUUAGUUACAUAACAAAGGAAAACUGGAUAAAAAUUGACUGGGCAGUCGCAUUUGAUUAAAAUACGUAGCAACAAAUUUUUAUUCAGAAACUGUGACUGAUAUUCAAAACGUUUUAAGAUGGAUGAAAAAAUUUUACUCGAUCAAUUUCGUCAAAUGGAUAAAGAUGGAAAUGGGACUCUGUCAAAAAGAGAAAUAAGACAUUGUAUGAAGUUAAGUGGAUUUAAUGAAGCCUUUCUUACGGAAUUUAUCAAAACAUUCGAUUUAGAUGGAGAUGGUGAAAUAACUUUAGAAGAAUAUGAAAAAGUACUAAAUAUUGUUCCAAAAGAAGAAAAGGAGGCAGCUGUUUGGCGUAGCGUAUUUAACGACAUGGAUAAAGAUCAUUCUGGGAAAAUAUGUGUUUCUGAAGUAAUUAUAUAAUUCGCACCAUGUGAUACACAGUUCCACAUUGAAACAAUAUGGAAAAUGGAGAGUUUUUUCCAGUUGGUUUAGAACUUCGAAAACAUUUAACAGAUGUAUGACUGAAUCGCUUUCAACCCUCUCCAAUCAACUUCAAGUUAUGCCUUUGAAAAUUAUCCUUGAUACGUACAUAAAAAUAUUUGGGACAUUUUUGUUAUAGACAAAACAAUGAUCAAGAAUAUAGUUUUCGAUCUACUGAAAUCAAACAUUUUAUCGUCAUCAUAGCCAGUUAUUUUUUACACAGAUGUAUUAAAACGUUUUAAGCCAUAUCUAAGUUUUGUUCAGUGUAAAUUCUUCAUAACCCAAGCCUAAUUAAAACCAUAGACAAAUGCAGAUUUAUUCAUGGUAAAUAAAACAAUAACUUAAAGCAAAGUAACCAAUUUGAAUUUUGUUCUAAACUAUACCAAAAUUUCUCGUCACCGUGCACUUUGUGAUACGUACCAGUUUAUUAUUCAUUGAACUACAAGGGGUCAAGAAGACAGUUCAUUUAAAAUGUUUUUUAAAAUGCUAAUUAACUAAUGACAGGGCAGUUUAUAAUGGUGGAUGUACAUAUUCGUAAAAUCGAGUUAAUACUGAAAAUUUAGUUUCCUCCUAUUUUUGUACAAAUAAUGGUCGGUAACGUUAUCUGCGAUUUGAGUUGAGCAAAUGAAUAUUGACUUGGAAUACUUGCCGUAGUUUUGGUGAAUUACGAUGUUGAAUCAAACGUCUAUGGUCGCAAGUCACUUUCGAUACAACGAUAAUCAAUGUUUAAAACUCAACUUAUAACAAAUAAGCACUGCUGUAACUACCAUGAACGUUGCACAGAUUAUUUAAGCGAAUUUUAUUCUUCAGUCAAAUAGGUUCAAAAGAUAUACAAAAUGGACGUGUCUAACAGAUGAAUGUAAAUUUAGUUCUCUUGAUAAUUAAUAUGCAUAGCAAUAGAUAUUUCUAAAAUUCCGCUAUUAAACACUGAGAAGCCUCAGAAUCAAUGUGAAUUAUGAAUGAUCUAAAUUCUUUUUUAUUCAAAGUUUUAUACUGCGAAACUUGAACGUACCAGCUUUCCUAACGAAAACAAAUGCUUUAGUUACGAUUGCAUGACAAAUAGUGAAGAAACAAACUUUAAAAACCUUACUGAUGUACACUUCUAUGAUGAAUACGCUACUCUCUAUUCCAAUCGAUACUCCAUAGACUAUGUAAACUUUUCAUUCAAUACAACCUUAAAAUUAUGUCGAUUUUAUAAAACGGACAUCAAAUGUGGAUAAUCACUUCCAAAUUCUGAAAAAUGUUAAAAAGUUAUAGCUCAGAAAAUAUAAAAAGAUCAGUUUCGAUACAGAAUGAUCCCAUAUUCAAAUCUGAAUAAUGACAGGGAUUUAAUUGUAAAAAAAACAAUCUAAAAAGUAUUUCACAAACAACAAAUUUUGGUUAAUGAAGUAACUAACGGCAUUAAAGUUAUUAAGAACGAUUUCAAUAAUUUCCGAAAAACUCCGACCCAUCCUUAAAUCGUUAAUGUGGACCGCUUUGUCGAGAAUCACAAAGACACAUUUAGUAUUUUUUACUAAUGAAAAUAAUACACCAUUUAAAACAACUUAGGCAACAUUGUUGAAUGACAGAUCAUUUUGAUACAAUUGAAGUUAGACAUUAAACUGGUGAUAAAUUUCUUCAAAAUAAAUCAAC